Molecule: messenger RNA, 2109 nt
Organism: Armigeres subalbatus
Lineage: Eukaryota; Metazoa; Arthropoda; Insecta; Diptera; Culicidae
Exons: 2
Coding region: 1-2109 (702 amino acids)
Source: RefSeq, a predicted model, not a curated record
AUGCCUAAGCUGCCGUCGAUGAAAAUUCUGUUAACCAAGGCGAAGUCUCAUCAGUGUCUCUUCAACGAAAUCUGUACUUUCGUUGAUCAAAUCAAUGCAGAAACCACAGCGAAUCAACUGACUGUUCGAAUGGAGAACUUUGACGGGCUCUGGGAAAACAUCAACGAGGCGCUGAAUGCAAUCGAGACCCAUGAUGAUUAUCCCGAUGGAGAUGAAAGCUGUAGCAAGGAGCGUGCAGAGUAUGGUAACCGCUAUUACGACUACAAGGCGAGGAUUUUGGAUCGACUGAAGCAGCUAGAGCAACCUAGACAGGCCACUUCCGAUCGAGCACAGGGCUCUGGGAUGCAUGAUGUGGCGGAACACGUGCGUCUACCGCAGAUUAAGCUGCAAACCUUCGAUGGAAACAUCGACGAAUGGCUAAGUUUUCGUGACCUGUACACUUCGUUGAUUCACCUGAAAGCGGACUUACCUGAUGUCGAAAAGUUCCAUUAUCUGAAGGGCUGCUUGGCGGGGGAAGCCAAGUCGCUGAUAGAUCCACUAGCCAUCACCAAUAUCAACUACCAAGUAGCCUGGAAGACACUUAUGAAUCGGUACAACGACAGCAAGUUGCUGAAAAGACGUCAGGUGCAAACGCUAUUCAAAUUACCGUCUCUCGGGAAGGAGUCUGCUUCCGAACUUCAAUCGUUGCUGGAGAAGUUCGAACGUGUAAUCCAAACUUUGGAUCAAAUCGUCCAGCCAGCAGAUUACAAAGACUUGCUGUUGGUGGAAAUCAUGUGCUCCCGAUUGGACCCAACCACAAGGCGCUGUUGGGAGGAGAAUUCUGCUACAAAGGAGCAGGAUAAGGUGAAGGAUUUGAUCGACUUUCUGCAAACCAGGAUCAAGAUUCUUGGAUCCCUUCCGUUGAAACCUUCCGAGAAAAGAGAAACGCCGAAGAUGCCUUCCCGAAAACCAUCGCUCACCCGAUCGAGUCACAAUGCAGUUUACAGCACUGGAUUACGCUGCUUAGCUUGUUCAGAAUCCCACCUGCUCUUCCAAUGCCCAGCGUUUCAGAGGAUGUCUGUGUCAUCUCGAGAUAAACUGCUACGGAGCCAUUCGCUGUGCAGAAAUUGUUUCCGACGUGGUCACCAGGCCAACGAGUGCACGUCGAAAUAUGUCUGCCGUAGCUGCAAGGGAAAGCAUCAUACACUAGUGUGUUUCCAUUCCGAAAAUACCUCUAGAAGAGGUGCCUCUGCUGAUCGACCAAGCACCAGUAGUGCACAGUUUUCCAGUGAGACUAAUUCCAACGCAGUCGAUACAACAGUGUCUUCCAAUAUGGCGAUCAACCACUCAGCUCCAGUAUUGCUGGCCACCGCCAUCGUUCUAGUGGAGGACGAUGAAGGAGUAGCUUUUCCAACUCGGGCGCUUCUUGAUUCAGGAUCGGAAUGUAAUUUCAUGGCAGAGCGCCUCUGUCAGAAAAUGAAGAUUAAGCGAAAGCGCUCGAACAUCGACGUUGUGGGAAUCGGACAGUCCAAUAUGAAGGUGCGACAUCGCGUCCAAGCCAAAAUCAAGUCGCGAGUUUCACCAUUCUCGCAGAGCAUGGAAUUUCUCAUUCUUCCGACCGUUACGUCGAAUCUUCCAACUACAAGUGUCCGACGUGCAGAUUGGAAAAUACCUGAAGGUGUAGAACUGGCAGAUCCAUCCUUCUUCGAAUCAGCUGCUGUCGAUCUGGUGAUUGGUAUCCAACAUUUCUUCGAUCUCAUCAAAUCCAGAAAGAUAUCUUUGGGAAAUGGGCUCCCGACGUUGAAUGAGUCUGUUUUUGGCUGGAUUGUUUCUGCAAUGGCUACCGAUUUCGAGGAGCUGAUCAAUCGGUUUUGGAGCUGCGAAGAAUUGGAAAUCAGCAACAACUAUUCCCCAGAAGAGGAGAGAUGCGAGGAGCAUUUCAAACGAACCGUGCGGAGAUCCGAAAAUGGACGGUACACCGUGUCGUAUCCAAGGAACCAUGACAAAUUAGUCGAAUUGGGCGAGUCAAGGGACAUUGCGCUUCGACGACUUUUAUGGUUGGAACGUAGACUGGAUAGGGAUCCAGAGCUACACGAGCAGUACAAGCAGUUCAUGGUGGAGUACGAAUAA